CUUUUUUUUUUUAAACCGCGGUUGCGUGUAUUUACGGUGAUGACGCAAACAUGUAAACAAAACGUGGAGGAAAGGGUGCGGAGAAGGUCUCCAAGACCGUAUUUUCACAUUUUCACCCGCAUAUCGUGUUCUGUUCUUGGGGGAUUGAAUUACUACCGUUGCUCACAAAACGGUAAUCACCGACCGUCGUCUUCGUCGGCUCCAAGUAACAUUUUGGCUAACUCCAAAACCUGCUACUGCUUACAUCAUUUCGUGUGAUUUCGGCCAAAAAGCAACUCAUCGAUAGUCGCCGGCGGCAUUGCGCAUGCUACUACUACGAUGGAAACUCUUUUUUGCUUCUUCAGUCGAAUGCACUUUUCAAUGUGUAGCAUACCUGAUUCCGCAGGCUACUACUUCGUAACCUGCUGGGCGGUGCUGUAACCAGGGUGUUCGAUUUGGUUCUAAUCAAUCUACAUUCUGCUGCUCGUUCUUCUCGUAGGCAUUCCCCGCGGCGGCCGGCAGAGAAGAGAUAAAUUAUCGCACACCACCACUAAUCCGCCGAAAAGCAUGGCUUAUCGCAACAAUAACCGUCGCAGUGGUGGUGCGGGUGGAGGUGGACCCGGCGGUGGUAUCGGUGGAAAUGGUAGUGGCAACAACUUCGGCAACAAUUACGGCGGUGGUGGUGGCGGUGGCAACCGCAUCAACCCUUGGGAUGCGGGAUGUGUGGGCGGUGGUCGUGGCAAUAACGAUGCCCUCACCUUUGCCAACAGUUUGAUCAACAAUCUGCUUCGCAAUCAAAACACGAACCAAGUGCCAUCGCUGCUGGACGGUGUGCAAUCAUCUUCGCGAUUUGAUGACAUCAAUGGCUACAACUUCAUUAGGAAUCGAUACGGUGGCAAGAACCGCAAUGGUAAUGGAAGGGGCAUCCGCAAACCGGAUGCCGUCGUUCGCUCGAAGCACGUGCUGGCAAAGAAUGCCCACAAACAACCCAACCACUCAUCGAACCCAGCUGCUUCCGAUAAUGUGAACGCGUACUAUCACGAUCGCGAUCUCCACCGGAGCGGCAAGGGAGCAAAUAAGAAGGGCAACAACAGCCAGGCCAACCAUGUCGGAGGCCCGAAGGACAAAGCCUCGCUCUCGAAGGCUUCACCGUACAUGGAAGUGUCGAAUGAUUUUCUCUACUGUCACAUGUGCGACAAGCACAUGUACGAUGCGACCUCAUUUGAGAACCACAUCACCGGCCGUACGCACCGGGUGAUGAAGGAGAGCAUCGAGGAGAGCUACCGGAUGCGGGCGACGCUGUUACGCCAGGAGGCCCGUAUCGCGGAGCAGUUGAAGACGAUCGAGAUCGACCGGCUGAAGCGUAUGGGCAAGGCAAAGAACUAUUACAAGGUGCGCGAGUACUGCCCGAUGUGCGAGCUGUUUUUCUACGGCCACAUAAUCGCUCACCGGCGCUCAGAGAAGCAUCUGGAUCUUAAGAAGUUCCUGCACCCGAAGUGUGACGACUGCGAGCUGGAGUUCCACAAUCGCACAGAGUACGAUGAUCAUCUGCUCUCGGUCGUGCACAUGAAGAACUGCAAAUCCAAGCCGAGCCGACUUGAUAUCGAACGAAAGGCAAAACAAUUGACUAUUUCAACGAUGAGCGAUGAGUUGCUCGAUAUUCGCGAAGAAACGGCACCUAAGAAAAGAAAAGACAAAGACUCGAGUGGUAAAGAGGCUUCAAAGAAGAUCGAUGAAAGCGGCAAGACUGGCAGCGGUGUUAAGGCAUCGUCCUCGUCGGUCACCAGCAACGAACAGGAUGGUCCAGGGUGCGUCGGUUCCGGUGAGAAUGGUGAGCUGGUAAAGGAUGCCAACGAGGACGGUGGCGAUCACGACAAUGAACACAACAUCCACGAGGACAGUGUCGAUGGCGUUGGUAAGCUGUCAGAGGCGGCUGCCACGAUCGAUGAUUGUAAACUGCUGGCCGAUGAAGACAUCCCGGAGGAUGAGACCGGCAAGGAGGAAGAAAGCGAAGACUGUAUACUCGAUUACAAACCGGGCGAUGAGAUCGCACCCGAGAUCGAUAACAAGCUGCCGCGCUACAAGAAAAACCGGGCGCUCGGCGUCAGUCUGAUCGGCAAACUGGAGUGCGUGGAGUGUUGCAUCUGCCACAAGUACUUCGACAGCGAGGCCACCGGUGAGGUGCACGCUCGUACCCACUCGCACUACCGCGCAUUCAUACGGUUUCUGAACGAGAAGGCGAUGGAGGUGCGCAUCGCCCAGAAGCGUGCCGCUGUAGCGCUCGAGGAGGCGGAAGCAGCCAAGAAGAAGCAAAAGUUGAUCGAUAACGAGAAAAAGGAUAACGCACAGCACGGUGCUGGCUGCGGUACCGAAGAGCAGCAGAAUGGCGAUGGCGGUGCCAUGGCGGUGGAAAAGAAGGACUCUGAGCUGUACGAUCCAUCCGAAGCUACAGAAUCCGGCGACGCCAGCAUGGCGGAGGAUAGCAAAAGUGAGGACGGACAGAAUGGGCCGGAACCGCUGGAACCGAUGGAAACAGAAGUCGGUGCUGCCGCAGACGACGCGGACCAGGCAAACCACGGGAGCAACGAGGAUGACGAGGAAUCGGGCAAGGAAGACGACGAUGACGAUGACGACGACGAAUCGCGUGAAAAGGGUGACAAAGGCAACACCAAAGACGGUAGCCAGAGGCGUGGUAAUCGCAACACACGAUCCGGUCGCUAUGCGAGCCGGAACUAGAUGGCGGAAUACCCCGAGUUCGCCGAGCCAUAAGUGCAAUAGUUGUUAGUGAAUAUUUCAGAUAACCCUGUCUGAAGUCCGAUCGAAUGGUAGUGGGAGAUCUGAUCAACACGUGCGCCCUUUGGGUAUGGAAUGGAACAUUUUUGUUCUCUUCAAACACACACACACACACACACACACAACAAACCGGAAACACACGUAUUAGCGAAAGGGAAAAAGGGAGAGGUUAUGGUAUUAUGGUUAUAUUGGAUUGCGAUAGUUGGUAUGAAAUGAGAUGCUGCAACGUGUUUAAAGAAGGAUUAAUGUUGGAAGAUGAUAUGAUGAUCGCUCGCACGUUUGGUUUUUCAACCUUUAUGUGACUAUGUCAACCCGUGUGUAAUGGGAGCCCUAUUGAAAAUAGCAUUAAUCAGCAGCAGCGUCAACUGGCUUUACAUGUUAGCAGCAAAACUAAAUCGUUUGUACGGUUGCGAAUUUCGUGGAAGGCAUUUCAUCAGAGAGUGCACGAAUUGAUCGCUCUCACCGCUUUCUAGGAUUUAGUAGGCAGCCCUAUUCCAUGGCAACAAACAAGUGUAGAUCCCCGAAACGGAUCCCCCUUGAAUUCGAAUGGGGUAGUGGGCUCGUGCAUCCCUCCACCCCCCCUUGUGCGCAUCACAUAGAGAAAGAAAAGAGGCCAACCAUUUGGCCAAUCAGUGUUUAUUACUCCCGUCAACCUAUAAGCAGCCACACCUUUAGAAUGAAUGCUUUCAGAGCCGUUAAGACUUGUAGCCCGCGAUACCAACAGAAAUGGACAGUGGACAGAUGUAGAGGUUGCGGUAUUCGUGCGUUAAUACUCAUGUGUAGGAAACAGUAAUUGUGAUUGUGUCAUUUUCUGGAAGUAACUGUGCAGUUACUCACUAGUCGUUGCAAUGUAAUUUGCGCGUGAUACUAACCACACAUACUCCCUCGUGAAGACUCCCUAACACUUCGCAGCAAUGCUCUAAGUAUUUGAUAUAUUCUCUCACUCACAGUUUCUCCCUCUAUUUCUCUUUCGAAAAGCAAAGCAUAUUAAGAAACAAGAAAAAAGGCAAUUUGUAUUGUAACCACACUGACGGCAACGUACGGUCACCAUAAGUGUGCAUACUAGAUGUAUCCCAAAUGAUAGCUGAAGCCAGCGUAGCGACAGCCACAAACCUAUGCCGGUGCCCUUUAGUCGUGCGAGCCUCGGGUCAGUCAGCAGCCAGUUUCAACUAACUUUUGUAAAGCAUUCACUACAUUCAUAGCAUAAAUAAUCCUAAAUAUAAACGUUUUAAUUUCUCUCCAAACCACAUCGCUGACGCACGGCGCAAACAUUUGUAGCCCAAUAUUGCAUUAUUAUGUCUCUGCAUGCUGCAUGAGGACAGUCUACUAACGUUCAGAGCAGGGAAUCGAAAACGAAAUCCGCAACAAUGUGGGAAUCAGUCAAGCGGCUGAGUAAAGAUUUUGUAAUCGUUAAGGCUAGAAAGGGCGUUAUUCUGGUAAAGGUGGAGCCACCAAACAUUCAUUCUGGCACAAACUCUAUUGAAAUUUAAAUAAUUAUGCUUCUAAUUGUGUAGUCAGACAACCAGCCAUAUGUAUAACACUCGCAUAGCAGCGAGUCGAUCAACUAUGCGAAUGCCUUUACGUGAUCUUUGCUUGGUGAUUCUCUCUGGUCACUACCACUCUCCCCUCCAUCUCCGCUAUUCUAUGUUACUCGCCGCCUCGUGUAGUGAAGAAGCCCCUUGAAAUAUGCUCCUCCUUGCUCUCUGUUACACCGUAAUGCACCGAAUCGGUACAAAGUCAGUUCAGGUGAAAAUGGCAGAUGCCACUACCCCUACCCGAUCACCGAUGCACGCAAAACAUUGAAUACACUAAUAAAACCCACAACAAACAGCAUGAAUCGUAAUAGACGAUUGAAGACAGCUAACCGACAAACACUUCACUACGCGAUUGAAAGGUAUCGCUACAAGGACAAGGUACAUCAGCAGGCAGACUCCAGUUCCGGUUCCGGUGUAUAGCGAUUGAUUCGUAGAAAGAGAUGCAGAGUGUUAUUGUAAUCAAAAAGAGAAACAGAGAGAGAGAGAGAAAGAGCAAGAGAAAAAAACACAGCUGAAAUGCUUCUGAUUAGAUGCAUGAAAUAUGAGGCAGCGUGCGAGACAACGUGAAGAGAUACAGAGAGAGAUAUCGAGAAAACGGACAUGGUAAUUUAGCGACAAGGUAAGAGACAGAGAUGGGGUACCUUCUGAAAUUCAGAAGCCACAAACAACGUUCGAAACGUGAAAUCGUAUUGUUACGAGUUCCUCUAGGAUACUUGUACGAUAUCGUACGAGCUUGAUGAAACCAUAAUCGAAGAACGGAAAGAUUUGUAAACUUGCGAGAUGAUCGAUGAAUUACAGGAUGAGUGAGAAACUUUGCGAAACUUAAUAUACCAAAAUAGCGAAGGACACAAUAGAACACAUACACAACUACAUAGACACAAACACACCCGGCUACACCGAGGCGUUAGUAUAUGAAAAGGAUACCAUAAAACGCGGGACGGUGUUACCCUAUGCUAAGCUCAUGCGAUACAUACAAUUGCGCCAUCGAAAGCGUGCGCGUGCGAGCCAAGGAACGGUGGAGGAUUGGGUGAAAUGGAAAACAAUAGUUGGAAAUUAUCUAAAGAAAAGUAAAAAUAUGGUGAAGAGAAUGUAUCCAGUUGGGAUUCACGAACUACGAAGUGGAAUAAAACAAAAAAAGUGCAAACAACACACGA
Anopheles darlingi is the source of this 5461-nucleotide messenger RNA. RefSeq names its product zinc finger protein on ecdysone puffs (gene Pep). Gene Ontology annotation, cellular component: nucleus. The transcript is spliced from 5 exons. Bases 547 to 2715 code for a protein of 722 amino acids. Lineage: Eukaryota; Metazoa; Arthropoda; Insecta; Diptera; Culicidae. The record is from RefSeq and is a predicted model, not a curated record.